CAACCACAAUCCACGACUAGAAGGUACGUUAUGAGCGUUCAGCUUGGAAACGUCAAGCGGAGUCGACCGCAGAAACACCAGAACGAAAGAGCUUUCAAGAACACGCUACAUGACACGAGUGGGCAAACGAAGAAGAUAAUCGCGCUCAAAAUAGUCAAUGUCUGUGUUCGCUGUAAGGAGAAGAUUGAAUGGAAAAUCAAGUACAAAAAGUACAAGCCACUUACGGUGCCUCGAAAAUGCGUUAAAUGCGAAGGAAAAACAGUGAAACGAGCAUAUCACAUUACCUGCGAUAACUGCGUGAGAGAGCUCAAAAUCUGCGGCAAAUGUGGGACUAAAGAAGACCUGGUUCUUCAAUCCGACAAUGAAGAUGAGUCCAAUUCGAACUGCUAAUGGGACACUACAAAGUAUGAGGAG
This is a messenger RNA of Ornithodoros turicata, 414 nucleotides long. RefSeq lists its product as uncharacterized. The coding region runs from base 31 to 390 and encodes 119 amino acids. The record is from RefSeq and is a predicted model, not a curated record. Lineage: Eukaryota; Metazoa; Arthropoda; Arachnida; Ixodida; Argasidae. The transcript is spliced from 4 exons.